This is a messenger RNA of Nematolebias whitei (Rio pearlfish), 893 nucleotides long. It is a transcript of the gene mrpl46, whose product is annotated as mitochondrial ribosomal protein L46. Gene Ontology annotation, molecular function: structural constituent of ribosome. Bases 12 to 893 code for a protein of 293 amino acids. The transcript is spliced from 4 exons. The record is from RefSeq and is a predicted model, not a curated record. Gene Ontology annotation, cellular component: mitochondrial large ribosomal subunit. NCBI's taxonomy places the organism in Eukaryota, Metazoa, Chordata, Actinopteri, Cyprinodontiformes, Rivulidae.
AGCAUGACAAGAUGGCUGCGCCCUGUAGAAAGAUGGCUGGUCGCACCUGGUGGAAGGUUUUAUCUCAUUUUAGCAGGUCAGGCGUCAGGAGCGAAGGAUGUCGGCACUUUUCCAUGACUUCGGUUAGUAAAGGGACUCUUCGAGCCAAACAUGAGACGGAGAGAGCGAGCUCUCCUUGGACUAUGAUGGCAGCGGUGUGUCUUCAGAGGCUUCCUGUUAUUUCCGCGGACCUCAGUCCGUUGGAGCAGCGCUUCAAUGACAUGUUGCAGCAGGUUGAACUGGAGAAAAGCCUGCUGUCGGACCAUGAGCUGCGGCUGCUCGAGGACGCCGAGAGAAUGAGUCGGAAGCAGGCUGAUGACUAUAACUUGGACGAAGCUGACGGCAGUGAUGACCAGGACAUCAUCUUGGCUCAGGACUUGGAAGAUGACUGGGAACAGGCGUUUCAGAACUUCCAGUUGGCUCCAAGGGUCAAAGCUGACAUAGAUAAGGACUUGACCUCGGUGGAGCGUUGCCUUUCCGACUCUUUGGUUCUUCUAGCCCAGCAGCAGGUUGGUGGUGAGAAGCUGUGGCUGCUGCCUCAGGCUUCGUGGCAGGAAGGAGAAACACUGCGACAGACUGCUGAGAAAGCCCUCACCGCCAUUACAGGAGACAGUUUCAAGGCGACUUUCCUCAGCAACGCUCCCUGCGGUGUCUACAAGUACAAACUGCCCAGAGCUGCUCGGACGGAGAGCUCCUUCGGAAGAAAGGUGUUCUUCUUCAAAGCCAUCCUGACAGACAGACCUCCAUCCAAAGAGCCAAACCCUGCUUUGCUCUGGGUGAAGAAGAGUGAACUGGAGCAGUACCUGAAACCAGCCUACAUGAUGAAGGUCAAUCCCUUCAUCCUCAACCUGUGA